Trematomus bernacchii (emerald rockcod) is the source of this 1715-nucleotide messenger RNA. RefSeq names its product alpha-2,8-sialyltransferase 8F-like. NCBI's taxonomy places the organism in Eukaryota, Metazoa, Chordata, Actinopteri, Perciformes, Nototheniidae. The coding region runs from base 168 to 1247 and encodes 359 amino acids. Gene Ontology annotation, molecular function: alpha-N-acetylneuraminate alpha-2,8-sialyltransferase activity. The record is from RefSeq and is a predicted model, not a curated record. Gene Ontology annotation, biological process: N-glycan processing; oligosaccharide metabolic process. The transcript is spliced from 7 exons.
UCAGUUCUUAGACCCAUCUGACACCGACGCAAACAGAAGGGGAAAGACAAAGUGCAAAGAAGACAGAGGACUUGCCUGAGAAAAGAGGCAAGAGAUAGGCUACAAACUGAGGGGAGAGCAGAGAGUCCAAAGUUUGACAUCGAGUGUGUUUGCAGAAAGAGAUCGGGAUGAAGCGACACCAUGAGAAGUUAUCCAUCCCUUUAAUGAUCACUGCCCUCUGUUUGGGGAGCCUGCUGAUCAUUGCCCUCUGGAUCAAUGUGGACAACGGCCAUCUUGUAUCACGUGGACCACCUUCACCCAAGAAAAUCCCCCCUUGGCCCUCUGACCUUUGCAAAGGAUGCAGGGAGCUCAUUGAAAAAGUAAGAGAACACUACUCAAAAACUUGGAAGAAGCAAGAAGAUAAUUACAGAAACUUCAGUUCUCAGCUGAGAAGUCAGUGCCAGGGAUUUGACAGGGCCAUCAUUACCCAGGCCAACACUCCAGUGGGAUCAAAUAUUGUGUACUCUGCGGAAGGCAAGAGGACCCUCGUGGUGACUCCAGGGAUUUUCAGCACCUUCAUAAAGGAGAAUCCAUUUCCAAAGAAAAAAUGGGACACGUGUGCUGUUGUUGGGAACUCAGGGAUUCUGUCAAACAGCAGCUGUGGAGAGAUGAUCGAUUCCGCUCAGUUUGUUAUCAGGUGCAACCUACCUUCUUUGGGAAAAGGCUAUGAGAAACAUGUGGGCACCAAGACUGACAUUGUGACAGCAAAUCCGACCAUCCUCGUUAGAAAGUAUGGGUCCUUAGACGGGCCUAGACGUCCAUUUGUGGAGAGUCUACAUAUCUACGGCAAGUCCCAGCUGCUUCUACCUGCCUUUGCCUUUGGCUUUUGUACUCCUUUGUGCCUGAAGGCUGCAUACAGCAUUAGGGACAUUGAAAGUCCAAUUCGGCCCACCUACUUCAACCCUGAUUACUUCCGGAGACUGAGCAACUUCUGGCGCUCCAGAGGCCUACACAGAGGCCUACCCAGCACCGGCUUAGUGAUGGUUAACAUAGCGCUGGAAAACUGUGCCAACGUGCAUCUGUACGGUUUCUGGCCCUUCAGUAUUCAUCCAUUUGAACUCAAUGCCGUGAAAAACCACUAUUUCGAUGAUAUAACAGGUAAAUGGGGAAUGCAUUCCAUGUCUACUGAGUUUAACCUGUUGUUGCAGCUUCACAGUCAAGGGGUGCUCAGGCUUCACCUGGGGAACUGUCGACCGGGUACAAAUUAGUUCCCAGGUCCAGAGACAGAUGAGACUGGGCAUCUAAAGAAUUGGGACAUUUCCUGGUGGACUGAGGGUUAAUCUCAGAAUUUGUCUCUAAACUAUGCCUUUUCAAUCCAAUCCACUCACUCUCCCCCCGUAAGGAAAUGGUAAUUGAAAAUAUAACUUUCAGUCAUGGAAAGGUUUUGAUAUUUGAAAAUAUGUGUGUUUACUGACUUAUUGUGAGAUGUAAAGGAAUUCCAGUUGGAUACAAAUACACAGUGGUGGCUUUGGGACUGGGCAUAAUUAACAUCUAAUAAUGAUAUGGGUGUAUAGUUUCUGAUACUUUGCUUGAUGCUUGGAUACAAGACCAUCACUUGGGCCUUUGAACUGUGUGUCCCGCCUUAUUUGUAUAUACCAGGGAUGCAAACUUGUCACCUUUCGGCGAAAUUCGCCGUUUUGAAUCCAAAAUAGGUCGUUUGUGUGAUUCAUGUAGAU